UUGGCAGGCGCAGAAGUAAAACGUAAACAAAUGCCUCGCUAAGCUAGUAGCAUGAUGAGAUCUCACCAACAUGUCGUUAAAGUCGAAGAGGAAGUGAGUGACAGUGGACGUGGUUGUAUUUGACAUUAAGCUUUAUUGAAGCAGCGGUGAAAUCCAGAGGUUUUGAGUGAGUGGUGCCAGCGUCUCUUUUGCCACGUAUGUCCACCGACACGGACAUAACGUCCGUGUCGAUGGAGCAGAGUCAGACCUCUCCAAUAAAGGACCGUAGUGACUGGCUGCUGGACAGCGCUGUGGGAAGAUGGCUGGCUUCAAAACAAUUUGUCUUCUCAAACCUCACUUUGCUGAAAGUGCUGCUGUGGCUGGUGCUGCUCGGCCUGUUUGUUGAACUAGAGUUUGGCCUGCCCUUCUUUGUCAUCUCCCUCUUCUACUGGCUCUAUCAGGGACUCCGUAGCCCAGCUGCCCGCGAGCCUGGAGAACUGAGCGCUUAUUCUGUCUUCAAUCCAGACUGUCAGCCUCUGCUGGGCGCUCUCACUGCAGAGCAGCUGGACAGCGAGAUGGGUUACAGACACUUGUUAUUUGCACAUUUAUAUUAAAUAAUCACAUUUCUUUUGUCCUUACAAAAAUGUUAUUUUUCUCAGGAAUAUACAGGGACUUACAGUGAUGAUAUUCAUUAAUAAUUUUGUAUUACUAAUUAAAUCAAGAUUAGUCUGCUUCCAGGUUUAUUCAUGUUUCUGUUCCUUAAAGCAGUUUAAUAGUGGCUUCACUUCAGGUCGUGAAAGAGGGCUAUGCCACAUCAAAUAUCUAACACUCGGUGCACAAGUUUUAAUUGUUUUAAUUUAUAGUAAUGUGGGAAUGGUAGUGAGUGAACAGGGGAGAAACAGUGGCUCAUCCUAAGUCAUAUGUGCUAAAAGACUAAAGGGCAAGCUGUUUUGAAAUUUAUAUGGAAACAAAUGCUUCUUACUUCAAAUAAAUGGCUUUUCAAGUUUAAUAAAAUAUUCUGAUGUAUCAAGCUGUGUUGCAUGUGGUCUCUAGGCCUU
Molecule: messenger RNA, 1037 nt
Organism: Anarrhichthys ocellatus (wolf-eel)
Lineage: Eukaryota; Metazoa; Chordata; Actinopteri; Perciformes; Anarhichadidae
Product: SAYSvFN domain-containing protein 1-like
Exons: 2
Coding region: 198-593 (131 amino acids)
Source: RefSeq, a predicted model, not a curated record